Malurus melanocephalus (red-backed fairy wren) is the source of this 2596-nucleotide messenger RNA. RefSeq names its product phosphatidylinositol glycan anchor biosynthesis class Z (gene PIGZ). Gene Ontology annotation, biological process: GPI anchor biosynthetic process. The transcript has 2 exons. Gene Ontology annotation, molecular function: alpha-1,2-mannosyltransferase activity. The record is from RefSeq and is a predicted model, not a curated record. Bases 6 to 1691 code for a protein of 561 amino acids. Gene Ontology annotation, cellular component: endoplasmic reticulum membrane. Lineage: Eukaryota; Metazoa; Chordata; Aves; Passeriformes; Maluridae.
CCGCCAUGGCCAUGGUGGCGCGGGCGCUGUGGGCGCUGCUGGCGGCGCUGCGGGCGGGCUGGUGCCUCCUGCCGCAGAGCGGCUACCUGCACCCCGAUGAGUUCUUCCAGGCACCCGAGGUGAUGGCAGGAGAUAUUUUAAACCUACAGGUCUAUUAUCCAUGGGAGUUCCUUUCCAGCUCUCCUUGCAGAACAGUUGUUUUCCCAUUAAUGACAUCAGGAGUUACKUACUGGGUGAUCAAGUCUUUGCAGCAGUUGGACAUAUGUUCAAGUUGCAUCAACAGCUACACUCUUCUUGUAUCUCCUCGCCUGCUCUUUACAAUCUUUUCUUUCAUACUCGACUAUAGUGUUUAUCGAUUAGCCCCUUUCUGGGGAGCAGAUCCGUGGAAAGCGCUGGUACUUCUUGCUGGAUCAUACGUCACUCUGGUGUUUUAUACAAGAACGUUUACCAACACGCUUGAAGGACUYCUCUUUGCUCUUCUCAUGGUACUGGUUUCUUCAACAAAGUCCAGUGGCAGCUCAGCAGAGCCUACAAGCAGCUCUCUCAUAGGUGUCAUAACAACUGCUGGGUUUUUCAACAGGCCAACCUUUCUGGCAUUUGCUCUAAUGCCCCUGCUUUACUGGGCCAGUUUAAUAGUUGACUCUCAAAAGAGCAUUAAAACUCUCAUAAACCACUUUUUGAAGCUUAUCCUAUGYGCAUGUUUUACUGCUAUUGUCUUCAUAACUGCUGACACUUUCUAUUUUACUUCUGUGAGCUUAGACAACCUCUACAGCACUAACCAGAGCAGCCUAAUUGAUGUAAUAUCUCAAUUACAUGAGAAAAUGAUAGUAACCCCCUUCAAUUUUCUCAGCUAUAAUCUUAAUCCUCAUAAUCUUGCACUGCAUGGAAGUCACCCACGAGUUACACAUUUUACAGUCAAUGGAGUAAUGCUGUUUGGRAUCUUACAUAUUAUGGCCGUUAGUGCUGGCUUUAGAAUGCUAAAGAAAUAUGUCCAUCAAUUAAUGCAGGUCAGAUGGUGUUACCAUGGGCUGCCUGCACUGUUGGUGCAUUCUGAGGGCAGUUCAACAUUGCUGCUGUUUUAUUUUGUUCCUUUGGCAUUUCUCUCCCUAUUCAGUCACCAGGAGCCUCGAUUUCUCAUUCCUCUCAUCCUGCCAUUGGUCCUGUUCAGCGCGUCACCGAACAGAACUGUGAAAUGGAAAUUCCUCAUUGUUCUCUUCAAUCUUCUGGGGGCACUUCUGUUCGGGUGCUUACAYCAGGGAGGGCUGAUUCCCUGUUUGUUUCAUUUGGAGCAACUCAUCCAUUCCCCAGCGUCCACAAGCCAUCCAAGGCACUACACACUACUCUUUGCUCACACCUACAUGCCUCCAAGGUCUCUGCUUAAUAUCAAGAAGACAGAAAUGCAUGUGGAAGUCAUCGACAUGGCUGGGUCUGGAGAAGAAACCCUCUGCCGGACAGUAGAACAGCAAGCAAGCAAUUUUACCUGCAGUGACUGUCACAUCUUUAUUAUAAUCCCUGGUACAGUCAGAGCCACAAUUACAAAAUGUGGUGUCUCACUGAAGAAUGAGACUUUGAUAUUUCCACAUUUAUCAAUGGAGGACCCACCAGAAAUACCCAUCCUAUCCAGUGGAAAUUGGAGAAGUCAAUUAGGMCUUUACAUCCUUGAGCUAGAGAGAGAUCAUCAGAGCCUGUAGCUUUUAGAACAAUGUUUUAGUUUUGUACUUCAUUUGGGUGCUGUCUGAAGGUGCUGUGAGRCCUUCCUCUUCACACAUUCCCCUUUCAGCACUGGCAGUGGCACUGGGAGCUCUCCCAUGUCUCUUUAUUCCCGUUCCUCAUGCUCUUAGUGUAGCCAGUUCUGGAUAGAACCUGCUUGAAAUUUUACUUACUCAGCCCUGUGGUGUUUCAUAUGAACUUCUGUAAUUUUCCUGAUGAGAGAGGAUGACAUCAGAGCCUACCAAAACUGUGAYUGAAGCUUAGCUAUUUCCAUGUGAGAUUUAUUUUUAAAAGCUCUUAUAAUCUCUGACAGGGUUUGGGGUGUUUACUGAUAAUAGGCAUUAACUCAGCCUCUGAAGAAAGGUUACAAAGCUGGUCUGAUUCAGUAAGCUUUUAUGUUCUUAAAAAUUCAUUAGACCAUACUGCACUAGAGUACAGGCACCAGCACUGUACCACUGCCUUGGGUGGGUCCGUCUUGAAAAAUCCCAGCACUGAUCUGGCAGAAUCUGAUUUAGAACAUGGAWGAUGCUUCAGCCUAAGUACUUGUGCUAAAUCCUAAAAUCCAAGCUUUGCCUGUUUAGCCUCUCUUGCCACAGUUCCAUCCUUGUCAGCGUGCUCGCCACGUACCGCCCCCAGCAGCUUGGGAGGGCAGUGCUGUGAUGGCAUUAAGCGUGUCCAGUGUUCUGCAGCUGCAGCUYGGGCACUCCUUCCCUCGAAUGCUCCCACCACAUGUCUCAGCUGUCACUGCUCUGUCAUUACUGUCACCCCGACAGAGAACACAGCAGGUCCUGCAGGAGCUGGAUUGAGGAGCUGCGCAGACAGGAAGUGGGUAACUCGGAGGGAUUUGGUCCUUUGUGUCAAAGGUUCAAUUAAUGGGCUCGCCACA